AUACAUCUGGUAACUCUUUACACAAAAAUUUGUCAACUUGGUGCAUUUCUGAUGUUUUCUGCACCUCGUAGAUAAUUGUUUUAAUUUCCAUAUUCUAACGAGGAUAAUAGGUUGGAUUGACUUUCCUAGGGGUCAAUAAAACGUCCUGCUUGUUAGGACUGAGGAAGAGUGUAGUUUAAAGUGCUGUAAAAUUAAAAAAUCCUACAUUUUAAACUCUACGCCCAUCUAGGUCCCAGGGAGAAGUGUGGACGGCAUACAAGGGCGCUGAUAUCUAUUUACGCCUAUCUCUCUGGUUUACACAAUCGUCAAAAUUGAUUCCGUAGCAAUUGUAACGUCGAGCAACUGCAACGCCAAAGAUAGCGUUUGCAAAGGCUCCAGUGGCGUUAGUCUAGUCCCAAGUGGUAGUGGUGCUGUUGGCAAAGUGCAUUUGAUUCCUGGACCUGGACUAGUGGCUACAAGUAAAAUGUCUGGCGAUCAGAAAACUCUUCUCAAAGGACACUCAUCACAGUAUGUGAAAUUGAAUGUAGGUGGGAGAUUGUAUUACACUACAAUCGGCACGCUGACGAAACACGAUACUAUGCUAAGUGCUAUGUUCAGCGGCCGCAUGGAAGUGCUCACUGAUUCAGAGGGCUGGAUUCUAAUCGAUCGCUGCGGCAAUCAUUUCGGAACAAUACUGAACUACUUGCGUGAUGGAACCGUUCCACUGCCAGAAUCUCACAAGGAAAUAGCAGAAUUGCUUGCAGAAGCUAAAUAUUAUUGUAUCACCGAAUUGGCCAUGUCAUGCGAGCGAGCCCUGUUGGCACAUCAAGAACCAAAACCCAUAUGCCGCAUACCGUUGAUUACAUCUCAAAAAGAAGAACAGCUACUAAUAAGUUCGUCGUCGAAACCUGCUGUAAUAUUGGUGGUUCAACGACAAAACAACAAGUAUUCAUACACUAGCACAUCAGAUGAUAAUUUGCUUAAGAAUAUCGAGCUUUUUGACAAAUUAUCUUUACGUUUCAAUGAACGAAUACUUUUCAUCAAGGAUGUUAUUGGACCUAGUGAAAUAUGUUGCUGGUCAUUUUACGGUCAUGGCAAAAAAGUGGCUGAAGUGUGCUGCACCUCUAUCGUGUACGCUACAGAUCGCAAACACACAAAAGUGGAAUUUCCAGAGGCGCGCAUAUAUGAGGAGACACUGCAAGUACUUUUGUAUGAAAAUCGCAAUGCUCCUGAUCAGGAGCUAUUACAAGCUACAUCGUCGGUGCGUGGUGCCGUUGCUGCACCCGGCAUGCAGCAGUACACCAGCGAUGAGGAAGAGGAACGCACCAGCUUGGCGCGCUUACGUUCGAACAAACGUAACAAUCCUACAUGAUUUAUGAAGCAAUAUGUGGGAUGACAACGAGCAGCGCUUCCCUAGCUUUGGAGAGAUGUUAGCGGCGGUAGUGUAUGAAUCGCCAAAGAAAAAUAUUGUUGUAAGGAUAUUUUUAUAUAUCCUAGCGCUAUUACAAGGGUAAAGGAAAUGUUCUCGAUAAGAAAAAAAUCUGGUGAUCAAAAACAAAAAAAAAAAAAAAAAGAAAUGCACAUUCAAUGUGAGUGCAUUACAUACAUAGAUACAUAUUCUUGAAGUGACCAAACACUAUAUGCUUAUCUUGUUUGGCUUAUAGUAUGUAUACGUAAAUAUAUUUUUUUAUAACUCACUUUUCAAUCAGUUUUCUCAUCAUAUAAAAACACUUUUAAAUAUUGUAUGUUGGAUAUGCUGCAUAACAAUUGUGCAGCUAUAGUA
Molecule: messenger RNA, 1762 nt
Organism: Rhagoletis zephyria (snowberry fruit fly)
Lineage: Eukaryota; Metazoa; Arthropoda; Insecta; Diptera; Tephritidae
Product: BTB/POZ domain-containing adapter for CUL3-mediated RhoA degradation protein 3
Biological process (GO): protein homooligomerization
Molecular function (GO): protein binding
Source: RefSeq, a predicted model, not a curated record